AAGUUGAUUGACUACAACUUGGACCAAGUUAAAAAUGCGUUAAAAAAUUCAUGUAAAAGGGUUCUGUAUAAAUACGCGACACGGCCCUGCCUAGAAAAUUCCAUGUAAGGACCCACUUGGUGCGGCCCUGACUCGAGCCGCCUACGCCGCUCUAGUAGUAGGGAUGGCCGCCAUCUUGGGCCACCAUCUUCAAAAUUUUAGUAUAAAUGUGGAAGCACAACGCUCGGAGCUUCAAUUCGAAGCCAGCUCCCGACCUGCUAACACCUAGUCCUAGUUGAGUCCUUGUAACUUUACCAGAAAAUAUACUUGAAUAUUUUACCACUUUUUAACCUUACUAACUUCCAUUCUUGUCGAAUAUUACGUAACGAACCUUGGACAGACUGGUGCGUACCCACGCACGGUAUUGACAAGGCUAGUAGUGGAUGCUCCAUGGUGCGAACCUCCGCACGGGGAAUCCUCUUGUAAUAACGACUUUUUCCACGCACAACCUCCAAAUUUUCAAUGCCCAGCAGAACCCGGCGAGCUGGAAGGAAGUACCAAUUGCGCAGACUUGCGUAUGAGUACAGACAUGCUCCCGCGACCGACAUCGGUCUCGGGAUAACGCCGUCCAGUUAUUUACAAGAAACUAUUGAAAGUGAACCUUUCAAGUUGACGUCGUUGAGUGAUGAGUACCCAGACCUGCCGCCUCGAGAUAUUCCUGAGGAAGAUCCACGCCGCUCCCUAGAGUCGAGGGACGAGUUCCUGGAUAAUUCUUACGGAGGCGCCAGUCCAACUUCGUCAACUAAGGAAAAACAAAUUUUCCACAAGAUGGUAAAACGCGGGCACCGUUCCGGGCGUCAACAUCGGGGACGUAUGGAGAAGUAUCUCCGCAGACUGCGGAAAGUGUUAGUUAUCGUUUUGAACGUCUUCGACCAAUUUCUGUUGGACACGACGGCAGCCCGUUCAGGAACGUUGCGACGCGAACUCAAUAUUCAAGACCAGCCUGCGGCCAGCCGUAAUUUCUCGGUGUCCAGCGACUCUACACUCCAGCAUCGAGAAGCAUCGAUCUCUCGUAUUCCCCAAAUUAUAGAAGAAGACGAAGACACAUUGCCUUAUCCAGAUUGGCAAUCAGACGAUAAUAAUGCGUCUAAAACAUCUACGUCCACUAACGUGGAUUAAGUAGAUUCGAGAAUUAUAAUCCAGGAGAUUCUGAUGAGUUAACAUCUACUACUUCAGAAUAAAACUUUGUGCCCUCAUCUAAGUCUAGAUUAAUUUCAAAUAAGUUCCUGACCACCUGCCCUAUCCAACCGACUCCAGGGGU
Vollenhovia emeryi is the source of this 1300-nucleotide messenger RNA. RefSeq lists its product as uncharacterized. NCBI's taxonomy places the organism in Eukaryota, Metazoa, Arthropoda, Insecta, Hymenoptera, Formicidae. The record is from RefSeq and is a predicted model, not a curated record. Bases 502 to 1158 code for a protein of 218 amino acids. The transcript is spliced from 2 exons.